AAACGGAGAUAGAUUACAUUGAUAAGGCAGCUUAUCUUAGAUAUCAGUGAAAGAGAAGAAAGAUGAAUAAUGAAAGCAGAUCUGUCAGAGGACAGUACAUCCAGCAUUUCUGCUUCUCUUCCUUCAAUUGUUUUGUGUGCAAAUAAAGCACACACCUGUAGAUGCUACUUCCCCAGCUAGCCCCUCCUCUCUGUGACUGCUGUAAGGUGAGACGCUGGAACUCCCAGCGCUUUGUUAUUUACCUUCACAGCAGUCUGGUGUUUUUUAGGCAGUGAAUAUGAAAUAACCUUGUUACGGGCUGCUUUUGCUUCUGUUGACUACUGCGCUUGCAGCACAUGACAUGCAAUGGAGAGAGAAACAAAAGAAGAUGCAUCCGAGCCUCUGGCAUGUCAGAACGACAGCGGCAGGAUUGACCCCUACGGCUUUGAGAGACGCCAUGAUUUUGAGCCUUAUAAAGAGAUGAUGAAUGAGUACGUAGCUGUCCUCAACAGAAGGUCUAUGAGGUGGUCAAAGCUCCUCCAAGAGAAACCUUGUGUGGAGAAGAACUUGACAGUGAAGAGGUUUGUGCGUAAAGGUGUGCCCAAUGAGCAUCGUGCCAGGAUCUGGAUGGCAGCGAGUGGUGCUGAAGAGCAACUGAAGAGUAAACCAGGUUAUUACCAAUCUCUGCUGGCAAUGGAACAUGACACCAAGCUGAAGGAAACCAUUCACACAGACAUGCAUCGGACCUUUCCUGACAACAUCCUCUUCCAGACCAAAGCAGAGCCGGGCCUGCAGAAAGCUCUGUACAAUGUGCUGCUGGCCUACGGACAACACAAUCAGAGUGUGGGGUACUGUCAGGGAAUGAACUUCAUCGCAGGCUACCUCAUCAUCAUCACCAAAGACGAAGAAAAAUCCUUUUGGCUUAUGGAUGCAUUGUUGGACAGAAUCCUCCCUGAUUACUACAGCCCAGACAUGUUGGGGUUGAAGAUUGACCAAGAGGUCCUCGGAGAGCUGGUGAAGACCAAAGCCCCUGCAGUAGGGCAGCUCAUGGCCCAGUAUCCUGGCAUAUGGACCCUGGUGGUAUCACGCUGGUUCAUUUGUCUAUAUAUCGACAUCCUUCCCAUUGAGACAGUUCUCCGGAUCUGGGAUUGUCUUUUCUACGAGGGCUCUAAGGUCCUUUUCCGAGUUGGUCUGACUCUCGUCCUUCACCAUCAAACGGAGAUCCUGCGAGCACGCUCUUUACCUGAUGUGUGCGAGUGCUUCAAGCAGAUCACCUGUGGAGCUUUCACCCUGGACUGCCAUGGUUUCAUGCAGAAGAUCUUUUCAGAGCCAGGAAGCCUGUCGAUGGCAACUAUCGAUAAAUUGAGAGAAAGAUGCAGACAACAAAUCUUGGAGGAGGAAUCAAGACGACCAUGAAGACGAUUUUCUACAUUUUAAUUCCAAAAACUCUGCACACCUGUAUAUGGCAGGUGCGACGCAUGGCGACACAACUAUAGAAUAAUGGACUUGCUUAAUGCUGAAAAUUAUAAAACUUAAUCCUGACUGAAACGUUGCCCUGCAGUGGUGGCUGGUUCGGAAUAUUUCUUUGAUAAGUUGAUAUAUUGCACUCUAAUCAAUAAAACUGGGUAAAAAUUUAUGAGGCGCACUGCAGUUACUGAGCCUUUUCUUUUUUUUUUUCUUUUUUUUGCUUUGGACUAUUUGUUCUCUUAAAAUAAUUGUGCUGCUGUAGAUACAAUAAAAAACAUUAAACCUGAGACUUCCCAAAAGUAUAUGUUAAAGUGUUAUUAUUACUAAUAAUAAUCAGAUUCAUUUGUGUAUGCUGAGGAGUUUUUUGGUGUAUUUGGUCCCUGUUUUUAAUGCAGUUGUGUAAAAACAGAGUUAAAGCCACAAAGUGUUCAUUAAGGUUUUCAUAUAGCAACUGUCCUAAUUUACACAACUUAACAUUUUGUUUUGCCUCGUUUUAAACAAACUGAGUUUCCAUCAUCUGUUCCGUGAUUCAACAUCCUUGCCAUUAAAAGCCACAGAGGAAAUGGUCAUUUUGUGAGUCUGGCACAAUAGUUUAUUCAGGGGCUCCAAACCUGUGGCAAGAUAUUCAAGUUAGAAAUCCCUUUCAAGGGCUGGGUCAGAGACAAGUCCACUGACCCAUUUAAGUAAAACUUUCAUCACAGCAAAUCAAACUCCUGAUUUUCUGAGCUCAAGCAAAGGACUUGUUAAGCUCAUUAGCUG
Molecule: messenger RNA, 2205 nt
Organism: Melanotaenia boesemani (Boeseman's rainbowfish)
Lineage: Eukaryota; Metazoa; Chordata; Actinopteri; Atheriniformes; Melanotaeniidae
Product: growth hormone-regulated TBC protein 1-A-like
Exons: 8
Coding region: 346-1395 (349 amino acids)
Source: RefSeq, a predicted model, not a curated record